Molecule: messenger RNA, 3205 nt
Organism: Nicotiana attenuata
Lineage: Eukaryota; Viridiplantae; Streptophyta; Magnoliopsida; Solanales; Solanaceae
Product: triacylglycerol lipase SDP1-like
Exons: 3
Coding region: 510-3020 (836 amino acids)
Biological process (GO): lipid metabolic process
Molecular function (GO): triacylglycerol lipase activity
Source: RefSeq, a predicted model, not a curated record
UACUGCUAUAGCUGACACAUAUCGUUGUUAUCUGACUCAAAGUUAUGGACUUUCUUACUACUAUUCUCGAAUCCCAAUUAUUUAUUAAACCCAUACAACAUGCCAUUCAUUUAUUGUUUUCACCUUCUUGAUUCUUAGAAUUUAGUCGGUGCUUGUUUUUUUUUUCUCUUUGUUAGUGUUCAAGUUAAACUCUAUAUGGAAAGUGUCUGAAAUGUUUGGUUAGGGGUACUUUGAUUUUAUUUUUAUUUUUUCAUGUUGUUUCCUAGGAACUUUUGGACAUUGAUUUGGUUGGUAUGAUAAAAAUUGAAUCUUGAAGUGAAAUUCUUGUUUUUUCUUUGACUUAUAUUGAGAUAUUCAGUUUGAUUUAGUCACUGUUUGAACUCUACUUGUUCAUACUUUCUCUAGUUAAUUCUUGAUUCCAUCUUACUUCCACUGAAUUUUGUGAAUAAUUUUCUUCAUAUUAGUUGUUUUCAAUUUGUGUAUUGGUUCUUGAUAAUAUUUCAUACAAUAUGGACAUAAGUAAUGAGGCUAGUAUUGACUUCUUUUCAAUUGGACCUUCUUCAAUUGUGGGUCGAACAAUAGCCUUUAGAGUCUUGUUCUGCAAAUCAAUCUCAAGGUUAAGGCAUAAAAUUUUUCAUUUCUUGAUAUAUUACUUGAACAAGAUUAGAAACUAUUUUUCAUACUACUUGACACCUUUGAUUAAAUGGUUGCACCCUCGUAACCCACAAGGUAUAUUGGCAUUAGUAACACUUCUUGCCUUCUUGUUGAGGCGAUAUACGAAUGUUAAAAUCAGAGCUGAUAUGGCUAAUAGGAGGAAAUUUUGGAGGAAUAUGAUGAGAUCUGCCUUAACUUAUGAGGAGUGGGCUCAUGCUGCUAAAAUGCUAGAAAAAGAGGCACCUAAAUUGAAUGAGGCUGAAUUUUAUGAUGAAGAACUAGUUAUAAAUAAACUUCAAGAACUUCAACAUCGUCGUCAAGAAGGAUCUUUAAGAGAUAUUAUGUUCUUUAUGAGAGCUGAUCUUGUGAGAAAUCUAGGUAAUAUGUGCAAUCCAGAACUUCUUAAGGGUAGACUUCAUGUGCCUAAACUUAUUAAAGAGUAUAUAGAUGAGGUUUCAACUCAGUUGAAAAUGGUAUGUGACUCUGAUUCAGAUGAGCUUUUAUUGGAAGAGAAGCUUGCUUUUAUGCAUGAAACUAGGCAUGCCUUUGGUAGGACAGCUUUACUUUUAAGUGGGGGUGCUUCUUUAGGAGCUUUUCAUGUAGGUGUGGUGAAGACAUUGGUAGAGCACAAGCUUAUGCCUAGGAUAAUUGCUGGUUCAAGUGUUGGUUCAAUUAUGUGUUCUGUCGUUGCGACUCGGUCUUGGCCUGAGCUACAGAGUUUUUUUGAGGAUUCAUGGCACUCAUUGCAACCAUUUGAACAGAUGGGUGGAAUUUUUACAGUUUUCAGGAGGGUCAUGAGACAAGGUGCUGUACAUGAGAUAAGGCAGUUGCAGGUGAUGUUACGCCAUCUCACGAAUAAUCUUACGUUCCAAGAAGCAUACGACAUGACUGGUCGAGUUUUAGGGAUUACGGUUUGCUCCCCUAGAAAACAUGAGCCUCCUAGAUGUUUGAAUUACUUGACUUCACCUCAUGUUGUUAUAUGGAGUGCUGUGACUGCUUCUUGCGCGUUUCCUGGUCUGUUUGAAGCUCAAGAACUUAUGGCAAAGGAUAGAAGUGGAAAUCUUGUUCCGUAUCACCCGCCAUUUCAUUUGGACCCUGAUGAGGCUUCUGGUGCAGCUGCUCGUCGGUGGAGGGAUGGUAGCUUGGAGAUUGAUUUGCCAAUGAUGCAGCUAAAAGAGCUCUUCAAUGUAAAUCACUUCAUUGUCAGUCAGGCGAAUCCACAUAUCGCUCCCUUACUGAGGAUCAAAGAGUUUGUAAGAGCUUGUGGAGGCAACUUUGCUGCCAAGCUUGCUCAUCUUACUGAGAUGGAGGUGAAGCACAGAUGUAAUCAGGUAUUGGAACUUGGUUUUCCCUUGGGGGGAUUAGCCAAGCUAUUUGCUCAAGAUUGGGAGGGUCACGUCACCGUUGUAAUGCCUGCCACUCUUGCUCAGUACUCGAAACUCAUACAAAACCCCUCUACUUUGGAGGUUCAAAAAGCAGCAAACCAAGGGAGGAGGUGCACUUGGGAGAAAUUAUCCGCUAUUAAGGCAAAUUGUGGAAUUGAGCUUGUUCUUGAUGAGUGUGUUGCUAUACUCAACCACAUGCGCAGACUAAAAAGGAGUGCCGAGAGAGCAGCUGCUUCUUCACAUGGCUUGUCAAGCAGUACUGUCAGGCUUAAUGCUUCUCGACGAAUUCCUUCUUGGAAUUGCAUCGCACGAGAGAAUUCAACAGGCUCCCUCGAAGACUUUCAUGCAGAGGUUGCUUCCCCUCAUCAUCAGGGAGGCAGCGGUUCUUUGGCUCAUGGUGGACGAAAUUGGCGUUCCCACCGGAAUGCACAUGAUCAUGGUAGUGACAGUGAGUCUGAAAGUACGGAUCACACUUCUUGGACAAGAUCCGGUGGUCCUUUGAUGAGGACAACAUCGGCUGAUAAGUUUAUCGACUAUGUCCAGAACUUGGAAAGUGGUUCACGAUCGAACAGAGGAUUGAGUAUUGACCUCAACAUUGUUGUUCCUCAUAUGUUGGGAGGCAGGGAGCCUCUAUCCCCAAGUCCAAGGGUAACAACCCCAGAUAGAAGAUCAGAUACAGAAUUUGAUCAAAGAGACAUCAGAAUUAUUGUAGCUGAAGGUGAUCUGUUACAGACUGAGAGGACUAACAAUGGAAUUGUCUUCAAUGUGGUAAGGAGAGGUGACUUGACUCCAUCAAACAGGAGUCUUGAUUCAGAAAAUAACAGUUCCAGUUUGCAUGAUUCAGUGGCUGAGUGCGUACAACUCGAAAGUCCAGAAAAGGAUAUGGAUAUAAGCUCAGUAUCAGAAGAUGGAGAAAAUGAUCAGAAAGAUACUGUAGAGGAAGUAACAGAUAAUCAGAUUACACGAGAUAGGACGAACUGAAGGCUUACGAAGAGCGAUGAAGCUGAUGCAGAGAAGGGAUCAAGGAGUGGGGAUACUACGGAAUAGUAUUAGCAAUUUGUUUUCUGAACACUAAAAGAGUUGCAGAAGUAGAGCAAGAAAUCUUAUGUUUUUGAAUAUCUGAAAUUAUGAAGAACAUAUUAGUAAAACUACAUCUUUUUUCUCAA